AUGAAAAAGACUGAACCUACAAUUAACAACGCGGAUAGUCAAGCUUUGCUGAAACAAGUUGCCCUUACUGAAUCACUUGGUGGAUGGGAAGAUGGCAUUCUAACCAUUGGCACUCUUGGUUAUGAUCCCUUGAAGUCCAUCAACCCUCACAAAGAAUACUUUGCUUUGGAAAUUGAAGUUGAACAAGAAGAUGGUGAAGGAGAGAACAGCAUCAUGGUGGAUGAGGAGGAGGAAAAGUGCUAUAAUGCUGAGCACGAGGAACUUAAUCCAUUGAUAUACAACUCAUUUGAGCAUAAUUUUGAGGAUAUUGUUAGUGAAAAUUAUGAUGAUGGGGAUGCGGUUAGGAGUUUCAACGAAAUUGUUGUGGCUCCACCUGUGAUUUCUUAUGACGUCAUGGAAUCAUACGAUGUGGAGGCUGAUGAAAAGAAGAAGAAAGGAGAGAGGAUCACAUUGGCCGAUCUCUUCUUAGCUGAUUCUGAUGUUAAGAUAAAGCUAAACCCUGCCAAAGUUUGCCACCUUGCUUCAAGUGAAAAACCAAACCUUAAAGCAAAGCAUGGACUCUCUUUUGCCAAGAAGCUCAUUCCCCGUGUUAAGGACAAUCCUCAUCCAAUGAAAGACAUCAAAAAACUGAUGAAGAAGAUGUUGAAGAGGAAAAUCCACCCUGAUCUUGAUCUCAAGAAUCAGAAACCAGAAGGUCAGGAAGUGAGUGGAGCAGGGUUAAACCUUGAUGAUAAUCACAUGAAUGAAGGCAAUGACUCAAGUUAUUUCCUUUCAAUUUAA
Molecule: messenger RNA, 780 nt
Organism: Sphenostylis stenocarpa
Lineage: Eukaryota; Viridiplantae; Streptophyta; Magnoliopsida; Fabales; Fabaceae
Source: the annotation of a GenBank genome assembly